This is a messenger RNA of Camelina sativa (false flax), 941 nucleotides long. RefSeq names its product sugar transporter ERD6-like 17. The record is from RefSeq and is a predicted model, not a curated record. Gene Ontology annotation, molecular function: transmembrane transporter activity. Gene Ontology annotation, cellular component: membrane. Gene Ontology annotation, biological process: transmembrane transport. NCBI's taxonomy places the organism in Eukaryota, Viridiplantae, Streptophyta, Magnoliopsida, Brassicales, Brassicaceae.
AUGGCAAAAGAAGUGGAAUCUGCUUAUAAGGCUGCUCAGCCGAACACUGACGGGGCUUCACAUGAGAAUCCGGGUCUGGCCACAGCUGGAGGAGUACUGCGAGAUAGGAUGGGGCAAUGGUGCAGAGGUUUUGCUUUGAACAUAGGAAUUUGUUCUGCGCCUUUAGCGGAGUUAUGGGGAGUGUAUUACGGUCUCCAUAUUGCUUGGGAACAGAGAGUAACACGGCUUGAGCUGGAGGUUGAUUCGGAGUUAACGUCUGCGCUUGGGAUGAGCAUAACAUGCAUGCUUCUUGGGUUCUCCUUCACAUUACAGAAAAUGCAAUUGCUUUCGGAGUUAACUCCAGUAUUAUCGUUUAUAUGUGUUAUGCUUUAUAUUGCAACUUAUGCAAUAGGCUUGGGAGGCCUCCCGUGGGUAAUUAUGUCGGAGAUAUUUCCAAUAAAUAUAAAGGUAACAGCAGGGAGUAUAGUUACGUUGGUAUCAUUUUCAAGUAGUUCGAUGGUCACUUACGCUUUCAACUUUCUAUUCGAGUGGAGCACCCAAUGUACGUUUUACAUAUUCGGGAGUAUUGCGGGAGCAGCAUUACUUUUCAUUUGCUUAGUUGUUCCAGAAACGAAAGGAUUAUCACUUGAAGAAAUACAAGCUAAGCUUAUUCAUCAGCCUGACGAAAUAAAUCAAACUUAGAUUGAAAGUUUUAUUUAUAUAUUUUGAUAUAUUAAUUAUCAUAUUCAGAUUAUGGUGUUAAUAUUAUAUUUUCAUCUGCAAAGAAAAAUUUACUUUUCUUUUCAUUAUGUAAUUAGUAAUUACCAUCUUAGUUUACAUGGUGCUUACUCUCCUUUUUAUGUAUUUUCUGUCAUGUAAAACAUGGCCUAUUUACAUUGUAUUUAAUCUCUUAGGGGGUGUAUUGAAUAUGAAAUUUUUUGAGAUUUUGGAGUAUUCUUAAA